AUGGCCAAGAAGGUUCUAUCACGACUCCAUCAGACUAGACCAGCUCCUGCAGACAGUCUCCUCCCUGACCUGUCCAGCAAAACUGAGCCAACGCUCUUUGUCGACUGGCCAGAGAAAGAGAGAAAAGUUGCCAUCGCCAAACUCCACAAACUCGCUGCCCAACAGCCCGCCUCUACCACAACUCGUCUCCCUGCUCCUUGCCCCCGUCGCUUCAAGUGGAUAAUCUUCGCCAUGCUUUUCCUCGCACUCGGAUUCAUAGCAUUCGCCGUGGUGGCUUCGCUUGCCUUGGCCGCCAACGCCGACAGAGAGACGGACCUGGUUGCUAAGCUUCGCAUGGCCAACACCAACCUCGACCGCAUGAAGCUGCUCCCAGACGACUCGGACUGGUUCUUCGAUUUCACCAAACAGGAUACAUACACAUUUUCUCCCGGCGGUGUCAUCAACGCCAAUGCCGCUACCUUCCCUGCCACUGUGGGACAAGGCAUGACCUUGGCCAUGCUUAACCUGGGUCCAUGCUCCAUGCUUCCACCACACUUUCACCCCCGAGCAACCAACUUUGUCGUUGCGAUCAGCGGAACAACCCAAACCUACAUGAUUGCCGAAAAUGGAGCACGUACCGUGACUGAGGUCCUCAAAGCAGGCCAGAUGACCAUCUUCCCGACUGCUUCUGUCCACACCAUGAUGAAUAUCGGCUGCGAGAACGCACAGUUAAUCUCUUCUCUCAACUCUGAUGACAGCGGCACCACCAACCUCGCCAAUACGUUCUUCUCCCUUCCAGCCAACAUUACCAAUACCGUCAUUGGCGGCGGACUUAGCGCUCAAGACAUUUACGGCCGAGUCCCUGCUGUCGGCACCGGUUCCAGUUUCGGCCCGAAUCAGUGCAGAGCCGCAUGUGCCAAGCAGGGGAAGAUGCUCAAGCGUGAAUGGUAG
Molecule: messenger RNA, 930 nt
Organism: Cladophialophora carrionii CBS 160.54
Lineage: Eukaryota; Fungi; Ascomycota; Eurotiomycetes; Chaetothyriales; Herpotrichiellaceae
Exons: 2
Coding region: 1-930 (309 amino acids)
Cellular component (GO): cell wall
Molecular function (GO): manganese ion binding
Source: RefSeq, a predicted model, not a curated record